AUGGCACCUCAUCCUGGCAAACACAAUUGGUCCCCUGCAGUAGUUGUGCAGCCCCACAGUGCUCCACGCUCCUAUGUGGUGGACAGCGGAGGUAAGCUGUAUCGCCGUACAAGCCAACAUCUUCGCAACAGCACUGAAACUGCCCACCAGCCACGUCACGUCACACCUGAUGAAGAGCCCUGGCGUGAACCACCAGUGACAUCAGCAGCUGAGGAGCAGUCUCCUACUGUCGCCCUGGAAAUCACCAGGUUCACCCUCUGUGGUCCCCCAAUGUCCACAAAUACAAGAGCGGUGAAACCACCUGAUAAGCUGAACUUGUAA
Knipowitschia caucasica is the source of this 321-nucleotide messenger RNA. Lineage: Eukaryota; Metazoa; Chordata; Actinopteri; Gobiiformes; Gobiidae. The record is from the annotation of a GenBank genome assembly.